Messenger RNA from Salmo salar (Atlantic salmon), 2070 nucleotides. Its product is annotated as cytochrome P450 2J2. Gene Ontology annotation, molecular function: iron ion binding; oxidoreductase activity, acting on paired donors, with incorporation or reduction of molecular oxygen, reduced flavin or flavoprotein as one donor, and incorporation of one atom of oxygen; heme binding. Lineage: Eukaryota; Metazoa; Chordata; Actinopteri; Salmoniformes; Salmonidae. The record is from RefSeq and is a predicted model, not a curated record. Gene Ontology annotation, cellular component: intracellular membrane-bounded organelle; cytoplasm. Gene Ontology annotation, biological process: xenobiotic metabolic process.
AGGAUAGGCUUGAUAGUGGAGAGGCUGCUAAGAGAAAGAGAGACAGAAAGAGGAGGGCUUCAGAGAGAGAGAAAGACAGAAACAGAGAGAGAGAGAGAGGCUACUGAGAGAGAAAGACAGAGAGAGAGUAUCUGCAAAAACAGAUGUUCUCACCAUGAUUCUGCUGGCGGUAUUGGACUGUUUCGAUGUGAAGGGCUGGCUGGUGUUUAUCUUUGUGUUUCUCUUGGUGGUGGACAUCGUCAGAAACAGAACUCCAACUAACUUCCCCCCUGGACCCUGGUCUGUACCUUUCCUGGGUAAUGUCUUCACAGGGCUCGACUUCAAGACCAUUGACAAGAUGGCUAAGGACUAUGGUCCAGUGUUCAGCCUGCGUCGAGGCAGUGAUAGGGUAGUGUUUAUCUCAGGGUAUAAGAUGGUGAAGGAAGCUCUGGUCAACCAACUGGACAGUUUCUAUGACCGGCCCAUUGUCCCUCUGUUUCAUGUCACCUUCAAAGGCAUUGGUAUCACUCUAAGCAACGGUCACAUGUGGAAGAACCAGAGAAAGUUUGCCCAUACCCACCUGCGAUACUUCGGAGAAGGGAAGAAGGGACUGGAGCACUACAUCCAGCUGGAGAGCAACUUCCUGUGUGAGGCCUUCAGAGAGGAGCAGGGGGGAGGGUUCAACCCCCACUACAUCCUGAACAACGCGGUGGGGAACAUUAUCUCUUGUGUGGUGUUCGGCCAUCGCUUCGAGUACAGCGAUGAAACCUUCCAGAAGGUCCUACGCUUGGACAACGAGGUUGUGAUACUAUCCGGCUCUGCUCGGGCUCAGCUGUAUGAUGCCUUCCCACACAUCAUGAAAUAUCUGCCUGGUCCCCACCAGACCAUCCACUCCAACUACCAACAGAUCACCGACUUCCUUCAGGCAGAGAUAGAGAAGCAUCAGGAGGACUGGGAUCCAGAGGACCCCCGGGACUACAUAGACACAUACCUCACAGAGAUUGACAAGAGGAAGGAGGACCCUAAAGCUGGCUUCAACACAGAGACCCUGGUGGUGUGUACUCUGGACCUGAUCGAGGCUGGGAUGGAGUCCGCUGCCACCACCUUACGCUGGGUCCUGGUCUACAUGAUGAACUACCCAGAGAUACAGGAGAAGGUCCAGGCUGAGAUAGACAGAGUGAUAGGACAGUCCCGCCAGCCCACCAUGGCUGACAGACCCAACAUGCCCUUCACUGACGCUGUCAUCCAUGAGACACAGAGGAUAGGAAACAUUUUGCCGCUGGGUUUCCCCAAGAUGGCCAGCAAAGACACGAAACUUGGGGAAUAUUUCAUACCCAAGGGGACGGUUGUCAACACCAACCUGUCUUCGGUGCUGUUUGACAAAGACGAGUGGGAAACUCCAAACACUUUCAACCCAGAGCACUUCCUGGAUUCUGAAGGACAGUUCAGAAGGAGAGAUGCCUUCCUGCCUUUCUCAGCAGGUAAGCGUGCGUGUGUGGGGGAGCAUCUGGCUCGUAUGGAACUGUUCCUGUUCUUCUCCUCCUUGCUCCAGCGUUUCUCCUUGUCUCCGGUCUCUGGAGCCAUGCCCAGUUUGGACGGUGUCCUGGGGUUCACUCACUCCCCAGCGGAGUUCCUGGUCCGAGCCCUGCCACGGUGACCACCUCCUCACAUUGACCACUUCCCCCUCACUCUGAUCAAAACAUAGAGCAACACAUGGUGUCUCCAAACAAUGGCUGGCUGGAAGAAGCAGGAAACAGCUGUGAGUGUUGAGAUUCACCAGACAGAGAGAAGUAGACUACAGGAUAUCAUUACGAAAUAAUAUAUUUUUUGUACUGUGUAUUUUAUUGAUUCAACUACAGGUAACUGCAAUUUAUAGAGAACUCAAUAUUGAACUAAUAGCAAUUUACUAAUGCAGAUUUACUAAAAUUACACAUUUUCCAGGUCCAAUUAUAGAUUCUCUCAAUAUACGUACUGAACAUAGUGUUUGUGGUGUUUCUUUUUCUUUCUUUUUUUUACACUUUUGAACAGAGUAUUGAUUUCCCUGUCAUACAACUGUGUACUUUGUAUCAAAUAAAGAUAUGCAGAGGUGAA